GCCCAAUGACAUAUGAUAGCCGUAGGGAUCUAAUUUAUCAUUCGCUGGCACGCUCGGAUUAUUAUUAUUAUACUCACUACUUUACAUACGGUAUUGUGCUAAAUAUAGCGCGGAGCACGCGACCGCCCGAAGUUCCCGACACUCGGUGACACAUCCUGCCCCAUGAAUUCUGCACCAAUCGACUACUCGCCGGUGUCUUCGAUGGAUCUAGACGAAAUUUACUCGGAUCAGAACAAGCACCACCCUCUGCCAUGGGAGGACAAUAUGGGCAUGACAGUGACCUCUGGUCAUGUGGUCCUCAAGAAAGACACCCAGAACCUCAUCGGCAUCAGCAUCGGUGGUGGCGCCCCCCUGUGUCCGUGCCUGUAUGUGGUCCAGGUCUUCGACAACACGCCAGCGGCCAAGGAGGGCUCGCUGGCAGCUGGCGACGAGAUCGUCGGGGUCAACGGGCAGUCGGUCAAGGGUCGCACCAAGGUGGAGGUCGCCAGGAUGAUACAGUCCAUAAAGGCUGAAGUUACAAUCAACUACAACAAACUGCAUGCUGACCCUAAACAAGGAAAAUCUCUGGACAUCAUUUUGAAAAAAGUGAAGCACAGAGUGGUGGAAAAUAUGAACUCCAACACAGCAGAUGCCUUGGGCCUCAGCAGAGCAAUCCUGUGUAAUGAUGGUUUGCUGAAAAAACUGGAGGAAAUGGAGCGAACAGCCAAUAUGUACGGAGGACUGAUUGUGCAAACUCGGAAACUUUUGAAAGCGAUAUUUGAUUUGUCUCAGUCUCACAAAGCUUUUGGAGAGGUGUUUUCGGGUAUUGGUGUGAGGGAGCCCCAGCCUGCCGCCAGUGAAGCCUUCUCUCAGUUCGGAGAAGCCCAUCGGAACAUGGAGAAGUUUGCCAUCAAGAUGCUGAAGACUGUAAAGCCCAUGAUCAGCGAUCUGAACACGUUUUUGCACAAAGCAGUACCGGACACGAGGCUGACAGUGAAAAAAUACUUAGAUGCCAAGUUUGAGUAUUUGUCGUACUGUUUGAAAGUGAAAGAAAUGGAUGAUGAGGAGUACAGCUAUGCUGCGUUGCAGGAGCCGUUGUACAGAGUGGAGACUGGCAAUUAUGAGUACAGGCUGGUCUUGAGAUGUCGGCAGGAGGCCCGCACAAGGUUUGCGAAGAUGAGAUCCGACGUCCUGGUCAAAAUGGAGCUGUUGGAUCAGAAGCACGUCCAAGACAUCGUGUUCCAGCUGCAGAAGUUUGUGACGGCCAUGGCCAAGUACCACACGGACUGCCACAACGUCAUGAAGACGGCGGUCGUCUUCCCCAUCGAAGUAGACCUGUCCAGAGGCACCUUCACCUAUGACACGGCCAACAAUUUCAAUGACGGGGAGGACGACGACGACGAAGAAGACGAUGACGAUGAGAUGAUUGGACAAGAAUUGGGUGCUCAAGGCGAUAACAUUCUCACGGGAGACUUAUUAAAUUAGAAUAUGAAAUUACCUAGAUACUGCAGUUGAAUCGGGUUUUGAUGACGACUUGUAUUUGAUGAUAGUAUUUUAAAUUUGAAGGUGAGGUCUGAAUUUUUUUUGUCACUAAUGCCUACCCUCAACAUCAGACCAGAACCACUCGUUGUAUGAUGUUUCAGGAUUCUCCCUUUCUCUUGUGAUAGUGUGGAAUGAUUGCUGUAUGUAGUUUGACCGAGAGUGACUUUUUGUUUACUGUAUGUUGAUUGUAUGGUCCAUACAUUGCAAGUUUGGGGUUUUUGCUUCUAAAAGUUUGUAACACUUCUAUAAUGUAGGAGUUUUGGCCUACACAGUCCGUCGUUUUCUGGAAGAGAUGUUGUAAUGUGAUGUAUUUAUUGUUCUCUCAAGCUGUUUAUGUAUUUAAAAUUGGUAAGCAUACUGAUACUCAGUAUCAACUGCAUGGCCUGUUGCAAUCUCAUUGUCCUUUCCACAAGUCUUAGAUGUUUUGAUUUGAUUUUCAGGAAGUUUUCUUUAGCAAGAUCUGAAGAGUCUGCUGAGUUGUAAAAUGUGUGACUGGUGACAUGAUCUGUAGUUGUUCAAUGCUGUCCCAUUCAAGGGAUUAUCCUCGUUUGCUUUUAUUUUGCAUAAUCUUUGAAAUGCAACAGGAAUGUAAGAAUGUCUGUGUGUCACAUUUUGUUUCAUCACGAAGUGCAUAAGUACUGAUGUAUAAAGAAUAUACACUUUUUUUUUGGUUGGAAAUAUGUUUUUAUUGUAUCCAUCAAUUUAACUGGUUGUGCGUGAGUAUACAUGUGGUGGAAAACAGAAUAGGCAUUAUGUAAUGAUUUACAAUGUGUUACGUUAGAGUCUUUUGAUUUAUGACGGGCACAGAUAACAUGAAUACGCAAACUUCGAUAUCACUGAUAGCCGGUACAAUAGGCCAUUUCCCAAACUGAAAUGCUAUAUUUUCUUUGUAUUGGCAACACUGUUUUCUCAAACACCUGAAAGGAUUUGUCGAACAGCUCGUCUCAAAAUGCUUCAUCACAUUUUCCGUACAAAUUGUCUGGAAUUUAAAUUGCCGUGCAUUCAUGAUGGAAAAUAACACACCCAUCAUCGUCAGGAGUAUCGGGUUACUAGGCUCGUUCCCGCACAGUGCUGGUAUCGAGAUUCCUCAUCACACAUUACCUGUGGUAUGCAUUAAGGGACUAGAACUAACGUGAAUCUAGUGCUGUGAAGGGGAAAUUUGGGUGGUGGGGUAUGAUCGAAGGUAGACAAUGUGGCAAGGUAUGAUCGAAGGUAGACAAUGUGGCAAGCGUUGGGCUGUCUGGUGUGUGAAUUACUAGAGGGGUGGGGGGCUUGCUUUGACCAGUGCUGAUUAUAUCGUUAUGAUCAUUGAUUGUGAUCUAAUGUAAGAGUAAGAGCAGUUUUAUAUAAGUCGUUGGGCUAAUCAGCAGUGUGCUAUUCAAUUCUCUUGCUGCGACACCGAGCAAGGAGCAGAUACGAUCCAUCUCUCUACACUUUAAUCGAUACCUGAUACUUUUCGUGAUGGCAGAGAAAGGCAUACUUAAUUGUCUGAGUCUGACAAUAGAAGCCAAGUGUCAGAUUGUAGCAGAGGUGGACAAGAAGUCCUGCACUAAGGUGGACAUUUGUAAGGGAUUUUAUAUCCCAAAUCGACAUUUUCCAUGUUUCUAAAAAAUCUAAUUGGAAACGCCCGCAUUGGAUGUCAACCUGAUGGAAAGCAAGUGUACUUGUUUUAACCCAAUGGACCCGAGCGUGCGCGUUUUUUACCCUUCUACGCACAGAAUGCUCUUCAGAGAUUUCUGUUUGAAUCAAAAGUAUGUGUUUUGUGAAUUAUUUCUUCUUUUUUUUAAUUUCAAAAUUUAAAAAGUCCAUUCUCUGCAUUCCAGUAUCGGCAAGAAAAGGGAGAUUGGUUCAGAAUGUCUUGCAAUUUUUUUUUGGUCAGUUCUUCUGACAUUCCUUUUAGAUCUGUGAUGUGAAGCUGUGACAUUUUUGUGUUUAUAGGCUCACUUGGUUGUGUUCAUUUGAGUAGAAUAUCAUGGACUGAAUCUUUUUUGCUCUUUCUUUUUGCCAAAUAAGUGGAGAGUAUAAUAGUUUGAUGAUGUCUCUUGUCACUUUUGAUUCUCCUUUUAUUUCCUUUAAAGUCAAUGUUUUUUCGUAGCCGAUGGUUUUGCCUUGCUACCAACAGCACCUGUGCUGAGAUAGUUUUCUUCUUCCAAUCUCAUUUUAUUUGUUUUAUUGUAAUAUUACUUACAUAUUAUUUACCCAUCGAGUACAUAUUAUGUUUUUUCGUUAACCAUUUUGUUAAUUAAUUUAGGACUUGAGAACUUUUUUGCAUACAGUAUCCUCAGUUUUAGAUUGUACUAUGGAAAUUGAUUUUUUCCUUCGACAUGCAAAAGAAUUUGAUAUGUGAAUUCCAUUUUCUAUUUUAGUCUUUGAGACCUAACAGUGGACAUGUUUUUUUACAACCUGAAAUAAAUAACAUUCCCAAUCUAAAACAAACACCAUUUUGUUCUCAUCAGCUACAAGUCAUAAGUUUUAUUUUGCUGUGGAAGUAAUGAUGUACAACAUGUUUUUAAUCAAAGGUUUGUUGUAUGGUAAUGAAAUGACUGCAGAAGGGAAAUGUUUUUCUCAUGAACUUGAGGUGAAAGUUGAUUCGUAUCCACUAAUGAUAUAUGAUUAUGUUCAUUCCAUUGAUUAUAGUUGAGAGUGUGAUCUUUAAUUUAUUGAUCUAUUUUAAUCAAUACAUGUGCAAUAAAGGUUAUGUGAUGAUUAAGA
This is a messenger RNA of Aplysia californica (California sea hare), 4233 nucleotides long. RefSeq names its product PRKCA-binding protein (gene PICK1). The record is from RefSeq and is a predicted model, not a curated record. Bases 163 to 1464 code for a protein of 433 amino acids. The transcript is spliced from 9 exons. Lineage: Eukaryota; Metazoa; Mollusca; Gastropoda; Aplysiida; Aplysiidae. Gene Ontology annotation, molecular function: phospholipid binding; protein kinase C binding; protein domain specific binding. Gene Ontology annotation, biological process: intracellular protein transport; dendritic spine maintenance; positive regulation of receptor internalization. Gene Ontology annotation, cellular component: neuron projection; postsynaptic early endosome; trans-Golgi network membrane.